Messenger RNA from Vespa velutina, 3554 nucleotides. Its product is annotated as ribonuclease Oy. Gene Ontology annotation, cellular component: extracellular region. Gene Ontology annotation, molecular function: RNA binding; ribonuclease T2 activity. The transcript is spliced from 3 exons. The record is from RefSeq and is a predicted model, not a curated record. Gene Ontology annotation, biological process: RNA catabolic process. Lineage: Eukaryota; Metazoa; Arthropoda; Insecta; Hymenoptera; Vespidae. The coding region runs from base 2589 to 3356 and encodes 255 amino acids.
UUUCAGUGCGUUUCCCUAAGAAUUUAUUUUAGAAUUUUCCUUUAUCUAUCGAAUUAUAAUUAACGAUGUAAAAUAUAAAUAUUUUAAUGUUUAGUUAAAAUUAGAAAGAAAAGAUUUUGAAAGCGCACUGAAAUAAGCAGCCAUUCGCCCGGUAAUACUUGUGCUAUAUAAUCUAAAUUUAGAUUUCGAUAUAUCGCAAAUAAUACCGACCCAGGUCUCACCACGUGGAGGUUGCUGCUUCUGAAGACCCAUGGGCUGUCGGAUGACUCUACUUUAAAAUCCGCGUUCACGUGAUGAUUUUCUAAUCGAAAAUUCGUACAAUAUAACGCAAUCCACGAUAGGAUUUUUAAUUGCGCUCGCGAACACCCACGCACUCGGAAUAUACACAUGACUGUUUUCCCUAUCCUACACGUAUUCCCGUGUAAAAAUCGAUGAUAAAACCGUACGAGAAUACAUCAUAUUUACUCGAUGAUACAUUCUUUAAGUCUUCAUUGAAAUUUGCACGAUGAACGAAAAGAAAAAAAAUUUUGUCUCAAGAUGAUGAAGUCCAUUUUUUUUUUUGCUAAUAUUAUUAUUGAAAGCAAUAACUUUGGGUUCAAAGUUUAAAUUGCUUGUUACCAAGCUAUGUUAUGUUUAAAUAAAAUUGAUUAUUAUUUAAAUUUUAAUUAGUUACACUCCUCGUACGUCAUAAAUUUUUUAAAUAAUUCUAAAAUUAUCGAUAAUAUUAAUUAUUUAAUUCUAUCCGUUUAGAAAGAGAGAAUUUCGAUGUUUAGUCGUCGAAAUGUAAAACGAAACUAACUCAAUAACUAUUAAAGUUAUUGUAUUCGUUUGCUUCUUGAUGACGUUACUUGCGAACAACGAGUCUUAAAUUGAAACCUUUUGAAAUAUUCAAUUAAAAUUAUUUUGUAUUUAAUAUUACAUAAACAUUCGACAGUUUAUGAAUACACAUGGAAUUUCUAUAUGAUUCUAAACGUUUAAACAAAUUUCGAGUUUCACAAAUUCAAUUGUGAAAGAACGUAGAGAUUUGUUUCGGCAUAUUCUUCUUUCAAAAAACGUAUAGCUUUUAAGAUAUUUUAUAGAAUUUUUGUACUCAAAUCAAGAGACAUUUCGAAUAAAAAUGUUAAAAAUAAUUGAUCAUUGGCAUUAUAAAUAUCUUAAUUAGAUUUAUUGCAAACUUUAGAUUAAUCCAAAAUACUUUCUUUAUCAACGAUCAAAUCAUUUUCUACAUUACCAACAAAAUUGAUUAUUGUAAUAUACCUUAUUGCUGAAGUUUGUACAAAUUUGAAGAUUUAAAAUUAAUAAUUUAUACCGUAAAGUUACAUUUUGAAUUCGUACAAUUAUUAUAACAAAUAUGUACAAACGACGAGUCAAUCGAUUAUUCGAUUAUUUUUACUGAUUAUUGAUGCAUAAUUAUUGAUUAAUUUCAAAAUGAGAACAAAUUCGUAUUUGAGAAUAAAAUUUAUAUGUUAGAUAUUUGAAGUAAAAAAGUAAUAAAUUUUUUUCAUUUUCAAUUGUGCUGCCAUCGUAUUACGAAGAAAAUGAACAAUACGGUUGUGUACAUCGGGUUGUAUAAUCGAAGGAACUGAAUGUAAUAUUACAGUCAUAAAAAAAAAAAAAAAAACCACAGCGAGUCCAUUGAUAAUAUUUAACGCUGAUAAAUAAUCUUUCAUCUAUUUAAAAAAAAUUGUUGAAUUAGAAAAGUCAUUGAAAUAAACAUGAUAAAAGAUACGAUAAAAUCAAUAGAAUGUGUUAUUCAACAAAGCAAGAACUAAGAAGUACAUAUUUAACUAUAUACUUCUUCAUGAAUGGAUAAUGAUACUUCAUUGGUAUGUUAGCAAAAGCAAUUUUGUACAUUGUCAGCUAAAAGAACGAACCUUGCAGCUCUUCUAACGUGACAUACGUACGGAAGAAUGUAUUCAAUGCUUUCAUUUUUUUUACUUACUAUAGCAAAGUAAAUGAAUAAAAUAAAUAUUAAAAUAUUAUGCAAAUUAAAACGAUAAGAAUAAUGAAUUUCUUAGACAUUACACAAUUCUUUAAAAUCUUUGUUUUCUUAUCCAUAUCGUUUAAGGGGAGGGAGAGAAAGAGAGGAGAGAGAGAGAGAGAGAGAGAGAGAGAGAAAGAGAGAAAGAGAUAGUGUUUAUCCGUAAACCUGUUGAAACGCACCUGUCGUUCAGGUAAACCAGUGGUGCGCAAAUUAUUUAUAGAUGUUAGAGUAAUUUUAGAUAAUUCUUAAUAUAUUUUCUUCAUUACAUUAGUAAAUAUAAUUUUAUUUUUAUUAAAAAAGAAAAAAAAAAGAAAAAGAAAAAGAAAAAAAUUAAAAAUUAACACUUUUGAAUUUAAUUAUUAUUAUAGAUAAAAAUUUAUAAAAAUUUAUCAAUUAUUGUAUCCCUAAAAGUGAUCGUAAUUGAUAGUUUGUGCAUCACUGAAGCAAAGGGCUAUCUUCUAUUCUACAAUUUAGUCAAAAUGGUGGGGUAAAAUUAAAAAUAGUAGUGGGAGUAGAAUAGUGCGUAUAAGCGACGAGCAAAAGCAAAGAUUACAAGCAGUUCAGUCUACUUUUAUUGCUGAAGAAGCUCGCAGCUGCUAACAGCAUGCUUUCGAACAAGAUUAUCACGUGUCUUCUUGUCUUAUUUCUAUUUAAUCAUAGUUAUGGAAUACGACGUUCUAAAUGUCAAAAUAAAAUAGAAGAUCCAAACUACUUCGACGUUUUAAUUUUCACUCAACACUGGCCGCAAACGGUGUGUUACUUAUGGAAGGAAAAGUCAGAGUCGCAUGCCUGCGCAUUGCCCAAGGACGACGAAUGGUCGAUUCAUGGUAUAUGGCCAACGAAGUAUCAUACCGACGGUCCAAAUUUCUGUAACAAUUCUUUGCCAUUUAACGCGAAUACUUUGACGCCAAUAAAAAGUGAAUUGGAAACAAAAUGGAUCGAUGUACAAAAUGAAAAGGAUACGUAUUCCCUUUGGCGCCACGAAUGGAACAAACACGGUACUUGUGCUAUUGUACUUCCAGCUUUGAACAGUGAACUUAAAUAUUUUCAAAAGGGACUUGAACUAUUGGACAUUUAUGAUAUGAAACAUGUUCUUGGGAAAAUAAAUAUCGUACCUGGUCGCAGUUAUGCGAUAGAAGAUAUAUCGAAUGGAAUAAAGAAAAUUAUAGGUAAAACAGCAGAAAUAGUGUGUGCUCAUAACGAGGAAAAAGAGGAAGAAUAUAUUUAUGAAAUUCGAAUAUGCUUCGAUAAAACAUUAAAAUUGGUCGAUUGCGAUGGCAUUAAUGGAUUCCCUGCUAGUACUUGUAGAGAUUCUACGCAAGUAAUAUAUCCUGGUAUUGUACCAUCAUAUUAUAAUGUGAUACAAAUAUAGAAUUAAUUUUUGCUAAGUAUAUAGCAAUUUUUAAAAACGAAAAUCUUCGAAAAUUGUGAAUGGAACUGUUAUAAUACAAAAAUGGAAAUUCAGCCUAAACUGUAACUUAGAAACUAUUAUUUAAAAUUUUUUUUAAUAUGUAUAUAUAUAUAUAUAUAUAUAUAUAUAUAUAUAUAUAUAUACCAUAUAUAUGAUCAU